Molecule: messenger RNA, 1238 nt
Organism: Dacryopinax primogenitus
Lineage: Eukaryota; Fungi; Basidiomycota; Dacrymycetes; Dacrymycetales; Dacrymycetaceae
Exons: 2
Coding region: 1-1119 (372 amino acids)
Biological process (GO): regulation of DNA-templated transcription
Molecular function (GO): DNA-binding transcription factor activity
Source: RefSeq, a predicted model, not a curated record
AUGCUACGACGAGAUUCAAAACCAACACCGGCCAUACCGCCCACAAUCGCUCCCUCUGACCUUGUAGGGCUCACUGGAUCAUACCUGCAGAUGCGGAAUGUACCGCAGAACGUAAAAGCCCGUAUCGAACACAACAUGGGUCGGGGUAUCGCACAAGAGCUCAAGACGUACCAUCACCCCGGCAUGGCAGAGGAGCAGGGCAUCCAGCAGCCUAACUCAUCGACGAUUGCUCUUGCACUGGAAGAUCUUGUCGAGACUGGGACGGUGUCGGACGAACUGAAAGCUGCGUUCGAGGAGACCACCAGCCCGUUCUCGGGCGAGCGCUGCGGUGCUGAACCUGAAGAAGACGCAGUUAUCCGAGAUUUUUUUGACCAGUACACGAACGAAGGCAGGUCUGAUCUGAUGAUGUCGCCGCAUGAACUGCUAUACCCGUGGAACAUAGGAAUCACCCCCCCGUCGCACGUCCUCCCCUCCGCCCCUGCCCCUGCAGUACGCUCAGCCGCCCUUCCUCCCCCAGCACCAGCAGCGUCCUCACAGACGAGCUCCAGGCCGGGAAAAGGACGCACGCCCUCCGGCACCCACUCCGAUCUUGUAAAGCAGGACCGCCCCUCUCCCUCCCCCUCCGCUUCCGCCUCUCCGAUGGUCUCCACCACCCCGGUCUCCGACGGGAGGGUCUCCCGCCCCUCCCGUGGUAAACGGCGUAUCGCCCUCGACGCGCCUAUCCAAUCCCGGACAUACCACGGCGCUUCGCGCACCAGUGUGCGAACUCUCCCACGAGGAUUCGAGAAGAACCUCGAGCCGGAUAAGGUCGCUGGUUUCAAACGUGCGAUCGAGGCUGUGGAGGAGGGGGACGAUGAGGAAGAUGACCGAGACCUGAUCGAGAAUGUCACGAGCAAGGUCAUGCAGAAACGGGUGAAGAACACGCUCGCGGCACGGAAAAGCAGGGCGAGACGUGCAGAGUACCUCGAGACGCUCGAACGGCGUUUAGCCGACAAGGACGAGAGGGUACAGGAGCUCGAGAGGGUAUUGAUGGAGAAGGAGACGGAGAUUCAGGUGCUGAAAGCUAUCCUUUACGAGGAUGAGAACAAUGAUGAAGGGGAGAGCGAGAUCGACGCAUAAUCCCCUGAUUCUCUACUUUCACCUCACCGAUGCUUGGAGGUUUGUAUCUUUUACCUGGAUCUUUACUCUCAUCAAUCUCAUCCCCGUGCGAGAGACGUACGUCGUAGCGUACAUCUCUU